Molecule: messenger RNA, 1359 nt
Organism: Drosophila grimshawi
Lineage: Eukaryota; Metazoa; Arthropoda; Insecta; Diptera; Drosophilidae
Product: dnaJ homolog subfamily B member 14
Exons: 3
Coding region: 125-1273 (382 amino acids)
Biological process (GO): cellular response to misfolded protein
Cellular component (GO): endoplasmic reticulum membrane
Molecular function (GO): Hsp70 protein binding
Source: RefSeq, a predicted model, not a curated record
UUGCAAAAAAAAAAAGCAAAAAAAACCAACCAAAGAGAUCAAAAUUAAAUGUUGAAAGUUGAUCACUGCACUGAUCAGCGUCUAUAUACCACACACAUAACUGUUUCUAGAUAAAUAUAUACACAUGUAUAUCAAUCCAAAAUUUUUGCUUACGCACGCUGCCCCAGGACACAGGAGCAGUGCAACAGCUACACAGAAUUUUGUGGCCCAGCAUGAACCACAUUUUGUGGCCAACUGUUUGAAGUCAACCGUCAGCGAACUGAGCAUAGGCAACUACGAUCUGGCCAUGAGCACGAUCAAUGAGGCAUUGACGCACAUCGGUAAUAGCAAUCACGAGGAUAUCACAGCCCUGCUGGAGCUAAAGAACAUUGUGGUUCGACUGCGUCUGAGGCGUGAAAUGCCAGAUCAGCUAAUUGGACCGACCAACAAAUCGAAAGCGCUGCCUCACAGCUUCAGCGUGGAGAUGCUCGAUUUGGUGCAGAAGGUGCUGCGUUGCCGUAAUCAUUACGAGGUGCUGCGCAUCUCGCAUCAUGCCACCUAUUCGGAGGUGAAGCGCGCCUAUAAGCGACUCGCCCUGCGUCUGCAUCCCGACAAGAAUCGUGCACCCGGUUCCGAGGAAGCCUUCCGUUGCAUCAACGAGGCGGCCGACACGCUCACGGAUAAUCAAAAGCGCAUUGAGUACAAUCUGCUGACAGCUGUCGGCGACUCUUUUCGCAGCAGCGCGAGUCUCUAUGACAACCAUCGAAAUAUCGUUCCGGACCAAGAAUUUUUUGAUCCGGAUGAGCUUCGACGCUCCUAUCAGGCAGCUAAUCAGCGAGUGCCGCAACGCCAGUCGCUCUACCAGACCGAACAGCUGGUUAUUGGACUGGUUGCUGCUCUCAUUUUUAUAAUAAUCACGCUGCAUUAUUUGGCAAUGGCGCCCAACUACAGUUUCACCCAAACCAGCACGCACAGCGUACGGCAAGUGAGUCGUCUGAAUGGCAUCACCUACUUUGUGACGCCUCAGUUUGCGGGCAGCCAAACGCCGAUGCAGCAGCAACGCCUCGAGCAGGAUGUCGAGCAGAUCUUUGUGACGGAUCUGAAGUACAACUGCAAGCAGGAGCGAAAGCUGCGCGACAAACUGCUGCAGCGUGCUCGCAACAUCAACAAUCAAAAAUUGCGGGAUCACGCUUUGAGGAUGCCCACGCCUGCCUGCCACGCCCUCGACAAGUUCACUGAGUUGAUGUACAAGUCACAGCUUUCGGAAAACAACUCGAAAGACAACGAGACCUAGAAUUAAGCGGAACCAAACGAAAUUUAAAUCAUCUGUUUUGUAUUAUUAAUUAAUUAAUUGAGAAUAGUGUGAAAAUAUAUAUCUAA